AUGUCAUUGACAGAGCGGCAAAAGCGUCUUCUACAGACGGGUGACUAUUCUGACUUCAUCCUGACUGUCGAGGGAAGAGAGCUCAAAAUUCAUCGUAACAUCGUCUGCUCUCAGUCACCUAUGUUGCACCAUCUGUGUAACGGCAGUUCUGAGGAAGAACAUGGAGGUCGCGGAACACUCGCCGAAGAGAAUGCCGACAUCUUCGAGAAAGUCCUCGAAUACUUGUACACGGGAGAAUACGACCUUUCGACAGAGAACCUUGAACCCAUCGUUGACCAAGACAAUGAGGUGCUUGUCGAUUAUGAGGGAAUGCCAGAAGUCGAUACUACAGAACCCGCAAAGAACAAGAUAGAAACCCUCCGCCGACAGUCGGAGCAGCUCAUGGUUCAUACAGAGGUGUACCUGUUGGCCAAGUACCUAGAUAUCAGCGAGCUUAUACAGCUUGCCACAAACAAAUUCAUAGCCACGGUCAAAGAAAACUUCCGAGCCGAUGCCUUUGUCGAACCAUUUUCCCGAGUUUUUGAGCAUGGCGCAGAUGGUGACAGUGGACUAAGAGCUCAAAUUCUCCUCCUUUGCUUGGAGAACUCUCAACAUAUUGCACAAGACACAGAGUUGGCCAAGUUGCUCUUGCAUCACGAGCCCAUCACCUGGAAGAUGCUAUUACUGCAGGCUCGCAAACACACCUCUCUGGUAGAUGAGAUUAUGGAAGGGCAGCGAGCCCUUGAAAAGCAGCAUACGCAAACCCAGCAAAAAUCCAUCGAGAUGCUUUCGCAAAAAUUUGAAACUCAGCGAAUCCAUGAGAAGAAUGUGCAAACGUUGCAAAACACCAUCGAGACCCUGAACCAGAAGGUUGAAGACAUUGAGAAACACUGGGACGACAUGUGCAAAUUGCUCCAGAAAUAUGACGAAUGUCGCAACUGCGGGAACGAGUUUGGCUCAUACAUUAAAAAGGACGAGGUCAGGAAGAUGCGGUGUAAGCAUUGCCAAUGCCGACAUUCUCUGGACCCAUGA
Messenger RNA from Exophiala oligosperma, 1011 nucleotides. RefSeq lists its product as uncharacterized. The coding region runs from base 1 to 1011 and encodes 336 amino acids. The transcript is spliced from 2 exons. The record is from RefSeq and is a predicted model, not a curated record. Gene Ontology annotation, molecular function: protein binding. NCBI's taxonomy places the organism in Eukaryota, Fungi, Ascomycota, Eurotiomycetes, Chaetothyriales, Herpotrichiellaceae.